Spodoptera exigua (beet armyworm) is the source of this 2404-nucleotide messenger RNA. NCBI's taxonomy places the organism in Eukaryota, Metazoa, Arthropoda, Insecta, Lepidoptera, Noctuidae. The record is from the annotation of a GenBank genome assembly.
GUCCUCCCAAGUCCUCCUUUCUUCAUGGAUGAGAUGAGCAACAAGGUGGUCGGAAGAGUGGGUCCUUACCACGAUGGAGACACCUUAGUUCUGCGCUGUCUGGUCAUUGGAGGUCGUCCACCGCCUCGCAUAAGCUGGUACUCCGGCGACACGCUCGUGGAUGCUUCAGAUGGUGACAGCGAGAUCCCAGCAGUGAGAGAAAAUGAGCUCUAUCUUCCUUUGACGAGAGACAAUGCAGCUGCCCUCUCUUGUCGAGCCUCUAACACACACCUAGCGCCACCUAUCGUAGCUAGCUUGGAGAUUGAAUUGUAUUUACCAGCGUUUAAUGUGUCGAUCCACUGGGUGCGUGGCACAGUGGGUGACGCCCUCCGCGCUGGUAGUGUUGCGCUUGCGCAGUGCACGGCGCGGGGUUCCUAUCCGCAGCCAGAACUGUCCUGGUGGCUCGACCACAAGCACCUCACACAUCAUAGUAAUCAGACAUGGUUCAAUUCAUCUCUGACAGCGAUAUCGUACCUCGAGCUGAGCCCAGCGGUCGGUGACAAUGGCGCUACCCUCGCUUGUGUCGCAACCAAUCCAGUAAUGGCACCCAACCGAGGCUCCAAGGCCGAUGUCAUAACACUUAAUGUUACAUAUAGCCCAAUGGUAGACGUGAUAAAAUUGGGCGAUGGUAAUUUAAACGAUGUUGUGGAAUUGGAUUCUCUACAAUUAGAGUGUGACGUCAGAGCCAACCCACCGGUUGAACAAUUUACUUGGUAUUUUAACGAUAUAGAGAUAAGGCCUGGCGGUAUAUGGGGUGAUGCGACGUCGUCACACCAACUCCUGGUGGAAGAGACGACGCGUGCGCACGCCGGCCGGUACGCAUGCGCCGCGCGUAACGCCAUAGGAGAGACCAGAUCUGAGACCAUCGUUAUUACUGUUUUCUACCCACCGGAAUGCACGGGCCACGGGAUAAGGCUUGUCAGAGAGACGAUGCACUGCAUUGUCAAGGCUUUACCAGCUCCAGACACUUACUUCUGGCACUUACAACCUGCGGGCUUCGAGGUCCAGCAUUUAACAACAGGGUCCCCUAUAUUACCGUUGGAUCAGAUCACGGGACCUUUAGCGGAGACCUUGAAGGCCAGUUGUGAAGCUAGCAAUGGUGUGGCGUCCCAGGAAGAGCCCUGCGAUAGGAUAUUUGGCUUCGAACACUUGAGGCCUCCUCAGCCUCAGCUAUGCGAUAUCACGUAUGAGUUUGGGGAGUUCCAGAUGAGGUGUAUUCCAGUGGAAAACGCAACCUACUAUGAAGUAUCAGUAUGGAGGAUAUCGGAAAGUAACUCAACUUUAGUAUUGGAGCGUCGAGCCAGUAUGGGGUUUGGUAGUGGACGAGCUCUAGCGGCUGGUGGGCCUGGGUCUGGUGCACCCAGCAGCGCUUUAGCUGGUGGUCUAGCUGUUCGAGCUGGGCUUGGUGCCGUCAGAAGAGGCGAUGAAGCUGGUGCAAGAGCUUGCAAUAGAUAUGGAUGCUCAGCGCCCCUGCUUCUCCGCCCUACAGAUACCUUGUUACACGCUGCCGAUCCACCUUGGUGGCAUUUUUUCCUAGACAGAGACGUGGGCAUAUCACUGGGUGCCAUGGUACUGGUGGCAGUAUUCAUCAUAUCCUCAGUGCUGGUGAUCCGGCUGGCGCGGAGACCGCGCUCCAAACCGCAGCCCGUCAUACAGGUGCUGCAGCUCGAUGAUGUAGCUAGGAACUAUCUGGAUAAUAUUGGAGAGCACAAAGUGCACGCAUCAUGCAGCCUACGGUCCUGCAGUAGCGGCUACUCUGACGCGUCAGGCGAGUCAGCGCCACCUGUCGAGCGGCGCCGCAAACCUGCCUGGGACCGCUGGGAACCUCCCCCUCCCGACGUCACCCUCACAUUACACAGAGAAAGUGCUGUUUGAACUACGACUGAUUAAAAACAUGGCUUCUGACUUGUAACCUUUCGAGGAAAAAAAUAUUUUCAUUUUUAACACAAAUUACUUAUUGGUUAUUUGUACGAUUACGUUAAACGUAUGUAUGCGCAAAAAAUGUAAUUAUUAGAAAAUUGAUUGUAUAUAAUUUCUAAUUACCUACUGGUAUGAAAAACUUCUAUAGUUCGUUCCAUAAUUAGAGACAACGAUUUGACAUUUCGAGUGUUGCAUGUUUUUUCCAUUUCAUAAAUAGUGAAGUCCCGCGACCGGUAUUGACCGAAAGACCGAAAUUAAAUUCUGGACUUCGUGCAUUUUAAAAGCUUUAUUAUUUUUAGCUACUUUCCCUGGUAGCUUCCUGUGCCCAUACUAACUCAGUCGGGUUAAAAUCAUAAUGGUAAGGAGGCAACCGUAAAAUAGUGACCCACCUUUUAGCAGCCAUCAGUCCACGACGUAUCGUUCAUAAUUACUCUUCUUUUUCCGG